GCUGCCCGGGCUCGCCCGCGCCGCUCGCGUUGCCGCAGCCGGGCGCGCCGCUGGCCGCGGAGCCGUUGUAGCCGCGCUCGGCCCCGAGCCGGUCCCACAGGAUCUGAUCCGGCGGCCAGCGCCCCGCUCUGUGUGCUCUUACAGUCAAGGUAGGAGUCCAGUUCCAUAGGGGUAGAGCCUGCAGAGCUGGGGUGAAAUUUCAAAAGCACCUAAGAGUUAGACACCCAGGUCCAGACCCAUACAAGUAUUUCAGUGGAAAGUAGGGGCUUAAAUAGCUUUGGGGAUCUGGGCCCCUCUGAUUUUGAAUCUGAGGGGGGAAGAGGAAUGUUUAAAGCCAUCAAACCAAGGACUGUUCCUGGUAGUAAAGGAAGCAUAUGCAGCUUUUACCCACUAACCACAAGCUCUGGAUGGAGAGAGCUGCAGGACCCCUAAUUCCACUAUUGUCAAAUGGCAUCACCAACUCACCUCUCAGCAGGCAGAUACCCAUGUACGGCACCUCAUCUCAGCCAGAAGAAUUGUGGGAGCUUCGGUGGCAAUAAGGUGGAAAUGAGGAGUGGAAAUGGAGCUUCCAGGGAUGUGUGGCUACGGAGGAAGAAGAAGUAUUUAUUUUGUUGCAGUUCCAUGACCAGAGCAUUCUUAUUAACUUUAAUUGCUAUCAACUGUUAUGUAAAGGAUGCUGCAUUGUCACUAAGAGCUUAGAACAAAACUGAGGUAUCCUGACUACUAGUGCCCUGAUUCAACCCAGAGACUGUCCUGCAGUGACAUGAUCAUUUCUCUCCAGUGACUGGAUGAAAAAAAAGGAAGCCCGAUGUGGUUAUGUUAUCAUCCUGAUGGCGCUGUUCUGGUGUAUGGAAAUCCUGCCAUUGGGUGUUACUGCCCUCUUUCCUGUCGUGCUAUUCCCGCUCAUGAACAUAAUGGAUUCAACUAAAGUCUGUAUGGAGUAUCUGAAGGACACCAAUAUGCUCUUCAUCGGGGGGCUGAUGGUGGCCAUUGCUGUUGAACACUGGAACCUACACAAGCGCAUCGCCCUGGGGGUCUUGUUAAUCAUUGGGGUCAGACCAGCCCUGCUGAUUAUGGGCUUCAUGUCUGUCACUGCUUUUCUAUCCAUGUGGAUCAGCAAUACUGCCACCACUGCCAUGAUGAUACCAAUAGCCCAAGCUGUACUGGAGCAGCUGCACAAGUCAGAACAGGAGACCAGCCCAGCUGAGCAUGUGGCUGAGAGCAUCAACAAAGCCUUCGAGCUGCAGGAGGCACCAGAUAAAUCAGAUUCCUCUCAAGAGACACAAAAACAAGAUAAUGGACAUGUGCUGACAGUGGAGGAAGAGGAGAAACUGAAAGAUGUGAAGCAGCUGAAAGAGGAGAAGCACCGGACAUUUUGCAAGGGAAUGAGCCUCUCUGUUUGUUAUGCGGCCAGUAUUGGAGGGAUCGCAACCCUGACUGGUACUACCCCCAACCUGGUGAUGAAGGGACAGAUUGAUGAGCUCUUUCCUGCCAAUAACAAUGUGGUGAACUUCGCUUCCUGGUUUAUGUUUGCUUUCCCUACCAUGGUACUGUUGCUGGCUCUUUCCUGGAUUUGGCUCCAGAUAAUGUUUUUGGGAUUUGACUUUCGGAAGAAUUUUGGUUGUGGAGCUAAUGCAUCUAUGAAGGCAAAGCAGAAAAUGGCUUACAGGGUUAUCAAGGAUGAGCACAAGAAGCUGGGCUCCAUGAGAUUUUCAGAGAUAGCUGUCACAGUCCUCUUCUUAUUAUUGGUGGUGCUUUGGUUUACCAGAGACCCUGGGUUCAUGCCAGGCUGGGCAACUAAUGUCUUCAACAAGAAUGGCAAAAGUUAUGUGACUGAUGCUACAGUUGUCAUCUUCAUUUCACUUUUGAUGUUCCUAAUCCCUUCAGAGAUCCCUACCUAUCUAUGUUGUAAUAGGGCUCAGCAAGUGCAACAACAAGAUAGCACAAGACAGAUUCCAGUGCUCCCUGCUCUCUUGGACUGGAAGACGGUUAAUCAGAAGAUGCCCUGGAACAUUGUGAUUUUGCUGGGAGGUGGCUUUGCCCUGGCCAAAGGCAGUGAGGAAUCUGGUUUGUCUGUAUGGUUGGGUAGCAAACUGACCCCUUUGCAGAAUAUCUCAUCUCCCGCUAUUGCUUUGCUGUUAUGUCUCCUGGUUGCCACUUUCACUGAAUGCACCAGUAAUGUGGCUACCACCACCCUCUUCCUUCCUAUACUGGCUUCCAUGGCUCAAGCCAUCUGCCUCAAUCCGCUCUACGUCAUGCUGCCGUGUACACUCUCAGCAUCAUUGGCAUUCAUGCUCCCAGUGGCUACUCCUCCCAAUGCCAUUGCCUUCUCCUAUGGACAGCUCAAAGUUAUCGACAUGGCUAAAGCUGGGAGUGUUCUCAACAUCAUGGGUGUCCUGACAAUCAUGUUAGCCAUAAACACCUGGGGCUACGCCAUGUUCGAUUUGAAUCACUUUCCAGUAUGGGCAAACAGCACGUCAGCAGCUUCCUGUAAAUAACACGGAUGGACAAUGGAACCAAUAACUGUGUGUGAUGGAGCAGUAUUGUUCACUCUGACCAGCAGCACUAUCUACUCAAGCUUUGGUGAUGUACUGGACCAGACACAACAUCUAGAAACAAAGUCACCCAGAUGUUAACAGCAACACAAUUAUCUGACUCUUCUGUUGUAGGCAAAAGAUAUAGCCUUGUGCUGUGCAACCCUUGCUGGGGUCCCCAGGCUACCUCUCUCUUGAGAGCCAGUGGGAAAUUUCCCCCAGUCUCAGGGACAUCCAUCGGCUCUCAGAUUUUGCCUGAAACUUCAGUGUUUGUUUUGAGUGUGCAAGGAGAGGAAAAGAAGUGUGCAGAGAAGUGUAUGUAAGAGGAUGGAGGGAGACAUUUGCACCUGAUGUUUUGUAUGCAACUGUGUGUGUUUGAAACCUCUGCUUGUAGGUACAGAGCUCUCUAUGUAUGUGUGCUUGCACAUGGGCAUGGUGAACAUGAAACAGUAAGUAUGAUCUGCAAGCACUCCUGCAACGUAUAUAUUGUAACCAUUAUGAACAAAUCAAAACACUAUAGCCCUUCUAUUUCUCUAUAAUUUAUUUAUUUAAAAUUCACUCUGUAAGUGAAGUUCAUAAGAGCUUCUGAAAGUAAGAGACUGUUUUCACUAGCAUAUCAAUUUUAUGACUAUUUAUGGAGGCUCUAAAACUGUGCAGGGGUAGUCUAUUUUUUUGUCAAGGUCCAAAUUUGUUGGUCAAGGUAUAGUCAAGGUCCAAACUCCAGAGAAAAUAACAAAAAAAUAACAACAAUAAUGAUAUAAUAAGUACAUAAAAAGAUGUUGGGGUCCAUUCAAAAGUGUCUGGCAGUCCGGAUUUGGCCCGCAGUCCACCUAUUGACUACCCCUGCUGUAACGACAUGACAUGAACUCUAGCAUUCUCCUGAGAAUGGGAAAAUUCUUGUUUCCUAAAGUAUUGGUUGAAUUAAAGAAUGUGUAUGCAAAUCCUA
Messenger RNA from Dermochelys coriacea (leatherback sea turtle), 3480 nucleotides. It is a transcript of the gene SLC13A2, whose product is annotated as solute carrier family 13 member 2. Gene Ontology annotation, molecular function: transmembrane transporter activity. Lineage: Eukaryota; Metazoa; Chordata; Testudines; Dermochelyidae. Bases 789 to 2498 code for a protein of 569 amino acids. Gene Ontology annotation, cellular component: membrane. The transcript is spliced from 16 exons. Gene Ontology annotation, biological process: monoatomic anion transmembrane transport. The record is from RefSeq and is a predicted model, not a curated record.